This is a messenger RNA of Ornithorhynchus anatinus (platypus), 6305 nucleotides long. RefSeq names its product DS cell adhesion molecule like 1 (gene DSCAML1). Gene Ontology annotation, cellular component: plasma membrane; axon. Gene Ontology annotation, biological process: dendrite self-avoidance; axon guidance; homophilic cell-cell adhesion. Bases 148 to 6297 code for a protein of 2049 amino acids. The transcript is spliced from 33 exons. NCBI's taxonomy places the organism in Eukaryota, Metazoa, Chordata, Mammalia, Monotremata, Ornithorhynchidae. Gene Ontology annotation, molecular function: cell-cell adhesion mediator activity. The record is from RefSeq and is a predicted model, not a curated record.
GGAGGAGCCGCGGAGAGCUGGGCUGGGGAACGAAGAGAGCGGGGCACGGAGUGCGGACGGCUGGGAGCGCGCUACAGCGGGGGAGAGGCGCUGCUGGACGGGCGGCCACAGGACGAUCUCCCCGGGAGAUUAGGGGCUAUUUAUGGCAUGUCGCUGGUAACUCUCCUCCUGCUCCUGGACUCUUUCCACAAAGCCCGCCCUGAAGAUGUUGGCACCAGCCUCUACUUUGUGAACGACUCCCUGCAGCAGGUGACCUUUUCCAGCUCCGUGGGGGUGGUGGUGCCUUGCCCGGCUGGAGGGUCCCCCAGCGCCUCCCUCCGGUGGUACCUCGCGACGGGCGAUGACAUCUACGACGUGCCCCACAUCCGGCACGUCCACGCCAACGGCACGCUGCAGCUCUACCCCUUCUCGCCCUCCGCCUUCAACAGCUUUAUCCACGACAAUGACUAUUUCUGCACGGCCGAGAAUGCAGCCGGCAAAAUCCGGAGUCCCAACAUCCGGGUUAAAGCAGUUUUCCGGGAACCCUACACCGUCCGCGUGGAGGAUCAAAGGUCGGUGCGUGGCAGCGUGGCUGUCUUCAAGUGCCUCAUCCCCUCUUCCGUGCAGGACUACGUUAGCGUGGUGUCCUGGGAGAAAGACACCGUCUCCAUCGUCCCAGAAAAUCGUUUUUUUAUUACUUUCUACGGCGGCCUGUACAUCUCAGACGUGCAGAAAGAGGACGCCCUGUCCACGUACCGCUGCAUCACCAAGCACAAGUACAGCGGGGAGACCCGGCAGAGCAACGGAGCUCGGCUCUCUGUAUCAGACCCAGCCGAGUCCAUCCCCACCAUCCUCGACGGCUUCCAAUCCCGCGAAGUGAAGGCGGGCCAGACGGUGGAGCUCCCCUGCAUCGCGUCGGGCUACCCCAACCCUGCCAUCCGCUGGCUCAAGGAUGGCCGGCCCCUGCCUGCCGACAGCCGCUGGACCAAGCGCAUCACGGGACUGACCAUCAGUGACCUGAGGGGGGAGGACAGCGGCACCUAUAUCUGUGAGGUCACCAACACCUUCGGCUCAGCCGAGGCCACCGGCGCCCUCAAGGUCAUCGACCCCCUACAUGUGACCUUGACCCCAAAGAAGCUGAAGACGGGCAUCGGCAGCACGGUCAUCCUGUCCUGUGCCCUGAGCGGCACCCCGGAGUUCACCCUCCGCUGGUACCGCAACACGGAGCCUGUGGCACCAGACGAGUCCAUCUCGAUCCGCGGGUUGAGCAACGAGAGCCUCCUGAUCACCACCGCCCAAAAGAGCCACUCGGGGGCAUACCAGUGCUUCGCCACCCGCCAUGCCCAGACCGCUCAGGACUUCGCCAUCAUUGUGCUGGAGGAUGGGACGCCCCGGAUCGUCUCAUCUUUCAGCGAGAAGGUGGUGAACCCCGGAGAGCAGUUCUCGCUGAUGUGCGCGGCCAAGGGGGCUCCCCCGCCCUCGGUCACCUGGGCCCUGGACGACGAGCCCAUCCCCCGGGACGGCGCCCACCGCACCAGCCAGUUCACCACGCCGGACGGCACCACCGUGAGCCACAUGAACGUGACGGGCCCGCAGAUCCGGGAUGGUGGCGUGUACCGCUGCUCCGCGCGGAACUCGGUGGGCAGUGUGGAGUACCAAGCGCGAAUAAACGUAAGAGGCCCCCCGAGCAUCCGGGCCAUGAGGAACAUCACGGCAGUGGCCGGGAGGGACACCCUCAUCACCUGCAGAGUCAUCGGUUACCCUUACUACUCCAUCAAGUGGUACAAGGAUGCCCUGCUACUGCCCGACAACCACCGCCAGGUGGUCUUCGAGAACGGGACCCUCAAGCUGAUGGACGUCCAGAAGGGCAUGGACGAAGGAGCCUACCUCUGCAGUGUCCUCAUCCAGCCCCAGCUGUCCAUCAGCCAGAGCGUCCACGUGGCCGUCAAAGUGCCCCCUCUGAUCCAGCCCUUCGAGUUCCCGCCGGCAUCCAUCGGACAGCUGCUGUACAUCCCCUGCGUGGUGUCCUCGGGGGACAUGCCCAUCCGCAUCACCUGGAGGAAGGACGGGCAAGUGAUCGUGUCGGGCCCCGGGGUGACCAUCGAGAGCAAGGAGUUCAUGAGCUCCCUGCAGAUCUCCAGUGUCUCCCUCAAGCACAACGGCAACUACACCUGCAUCGCCAGCAAUGCCGCCGCUACCGUCAGCCGAGAGCGCCAGCUCAUCGUCAGAGUCCCUCCUCGGUUCGUGGUUCAGCCCAACAACCAGGAUGGGAUCUAUGGCAAAGCCGGCGUCCUGAACUGCUCCGUCGAUGGCUACCCCCCACCUAAGGUCAUGUGGAAGCACGCCAAAGGAAGUGGAAAUCCUCAACAGUACCACCCGGUGCCCCUAACAGGACGGAUCCAGAUCCUUCCCAACAGCUCCCUGCUGAUCCGCCACGUGCUGGAAGAGGACAUCGGCUACUACCUGUGCCAGGCCAGCAAUGGCGUGGGCACUGACAUCAGCAAGUCCAUGUUCCUCACCGUCAAGAUCCCAGCCAUGAUCACCUCCCACCCCAACACCACCAUCGCCAUCAAGGGCCACAUGAAGGAGCUGAACUGCACGGCCCGUGGGGAGCGGCCCAUCAUCAUCCGCUGGGAGAAGGGGGAUGUGGUCAUCGACCCCGACCGAGUCAUGAGAUAUGCCAUCGCCACCAAGGACCACGGGGAUGAGGUCAUCUCGACCCUCAAGCUCAAGCCGGCUGACCGUGGAGAUUCGGUGUUCUUCAGCUGCCAUGCCAUCAACUCUUAUGGGGAGGACAGGGGCCUGAUCCAGCUCACUGUGCAAGAACCUCCGGAUCCCCCAGAGCUGGAAAUCCGGGAAGUCAAGGCCCGCAGCAUGAAUCUACGCUGGACUCAACGGUUUGACGGAAACAGCAUCAUCACCGGCUUCGACAUCGAGUACAAGAACAAGUCGGACUCGUGGGAGCUGAAGCAGUCCACCCGCAACAUCUCGCCCACCAUCAACCAAGCUAAUAUCGUCGACCUGCACCCCGCGUCCGUCUACAGUAUCCGAAUGUUCUCCUUCAACAAGAUCGGCCGCAGCGGCCCCAGCAAGGAGCUCACCGUCAGCACCGAGGAAGCCGCUCCGGACGGCCCCCCGACGGACGUCACCCUGCAGCCCGUGACCUCUCAAAGCAUCCAGGUGACCUGGAAGGCUCCCAAGAAGGAGCUGCAGAACGGUGUGAUCCGAGGCUACCAGAUCGGCUAUCGCGAGAACAGUCCUGGCAGCAACGGGCAAUACAGCAUCGUGGAGAUGAAGGCCACGGGGGACAGCGAGGUCUACACCCUAGACAACUUGAAGAAGUUCGCCCAGUAUGGGGUGGUGGUCCAGGCCUUCAAUCGGGCCGGCACAGGCCCCUCCUCCAGCGAGAUCAACGCCACCACACUAGAGGAUGUGCCCAGCCAGCCUCCGGAGAACGUCCGUGCCCUGUCCAUCACUUCUGAUGUGGCCGUCAUCUCUUGGGCGGAACCCCCGCGUAGCACCCUCAACGGGGUGCUCAGGGGCUACCGGGUCAUCUUCUGGUCUCUCUAUGUGGAUGGGGAGUGGGGUGAGAUGCAGAACAUCACGACCCGACGGGAGCGGGUGGAGCUGCGCGGUCUGGAGAAGUUCACCAACUACAGCGUGCAGGUGCUGGCCUACACCCAGGCCGGGGACGGGGUCCGCAGCAGCGUCCUCUACAUCCAGACCAAGGAAGACAUUCCAGGCCCCCCUGCCAGCAUCAAGACGGCCCCUUGCUCGGGCAGCAGCGUGGUAGUGUCCUGGCUGCCACCAGCCAAGCCCAACGGCGUCAUCCGCAAAUACACCAUCUUCUGCUCCAGCCUCGGCUCCGGCCAGCCGGCUCCUAGUGAAUACGAGACAAGCCCCGAGCAGUUGCUGUACCGCAUUGCACCCCUGGCACGGGGGCAGCGGUACACACUGUGGGUGGCGGCGGUCACCUCGGCUGGCCGUGGAAACAUCAGCGAGAAGGUCACCAUCGAGCCUGCAGAAAAAGCUCCGGCCAAGAUCAUUUCGUUCGGAGGCACAGUGACUACCCCCUGGAUGAAGGACGUCCGGCUGCCGUGUAACUCUGUGGGAGAGCCGGCCCCAGCCGUCAAAUGGACCAAGGACAGCGAGGACUCUGCCAUCCCCACAGCCGUGGACGGGCACCGGAUGCUCCAUACCAACGGGACCCUGGCACUGCGGUCCGUGAAGGCCGAAGAUUCGGGCUAUUACACCUGCACGGCCACCAACACCUGGGGCUUCGACACCAUCAUCGUCAAUCUGCUGGUGCAAGUGCCUCCGGACCAGCCCCGCCUGACGGUCUCCAAAACCUCAGCCUCCUCCAUCACGCUGGCCUGGAUCCCAGGAGACAACGGGGGCAGCUCUAUUCGCGGCUUCGUGCUGCAGUACUCGGUGGACAACAGCGAGGAGUGGAAGGACGUUCUGGUCAGCUCCGGCGAGCGCUCCUUCAAGCUGGAUGGCCUCAAGUGUGGCACCUGGUACAAGGUGAAGCUGGCAGCCAAGAACAGCGUGGGCGCCGGCCGCAUCAGUGAGAUCAUCGAGGCCAAGACCCAUGGCCGGGAGCCGUCCUUCAGCAAGGACCAGCACCUGUUCACGCACAUCAACUCCACGCACGCUCGGCUGAACCUGCAGGGCUGGAGCAGCGGGGGCUGCCCCAUCUCGGCCGUGCUGCUCGAGUACCGACCCAAGGGUACGUGGGGCUGGCAGAGCGUGCGGGCCAACUCCUCCGGGGAGGCCUUCCUCACCGAGCUGCGGGAGGCCACGUGGUACGAGCUGCGAAUGCGAGCCUGCAACAGCGCCGGCUGCGGCAACGAGACCGCCCAGUUCGCCACCCUCGACGUGGACGGCAGCACCAUCCCGCCCAUAAAGUCUGCGCAGGGAGAGGGGGAUGACGUGAAGAAGCUGUUCUCCAUCGCCUGCCCGGUCAUCCUGGCCACGCUGGGGGCCGCCCUGCUUUUCGUCGUGAGAAAAAAGAGGAAGGAGAAGCGGCUCAAGAGGUUGCGAGACGCAAAGAGCUUGGCUGAAAUGUUGAUCAGCAAGAACAACCGCAGCUUUGACACCCCGGUGAAGGGCCCCGCGCAGGGGCCUCGGCUGCACAUAGACAUCCCCCGCGUCCAGCUGCUUAUCGAGGACAAGGAGGGCGUCAAACAGCUGGGCGACGACAAGGCCACGAUCCCGGUGGCCGACGCGGAGUUCAGUCAGGCCGUGAACCCCCAGAGUUUCUGCACCGGCGUGUCCCUGCACCACCCCGCCCUCGUGCAGACCUCGGGGCCGCUCAUCGACAUGUCCGACAUCCGCCCGGGCACCAACCCCGUGUCCAGGAAGAGCGUCAAGUCCGCCCACAGCACCCGGAACCGCUACUCCAGCCAGUGGACGCUGACCAAAUGCCAGGCCUCCACGCCCGCGCGGACCCUCACCUCCGACUGGCGCGCCGUGGGCUCCCAGCACGGCGUCACCGUCACCGAGAGCGACAGCUACAGCGCCAGCCUCUCCCAGGACACGGACAAAGGACGCAACAGCAUGGUGUCGACGGAGAGCGCGUCGUCCACCUACGAGGAGCUGGCGCGGGCCUACGAGCACGCUAAGCUGGAGGAGCAGCUGCAGCACGCCAAGUUCGAGAUCACCGAGUGCUUCAUCUCGGACAGCUCCUCCGACCAGAUGACCACGGCCACCACGGACAACGCCGACAGCAUGACGUCCAUGAGCACGCCCUCGGAGCCGGGCAUCUGCCGCUUCACCGCCUCCCCGCCCAAGCCCCAGGACCGAGACCAGGGCAAGAACGUGGCCGUGCCCAUCCCGCACCGCGCCAACAAGAGCGACUACUGCAACCUGCCGCUGUACGUCAAGUCGGAGGCGCUCUUCCGCAAGCCCGACGGGCCCGGGCCCGGGCCCUGCCCCACCGUGCCCUGCCCGGCCGUGCCCUGCCCGGCCGUGCCCCCCCGGGAGGCCUCCGUCCGCGGCCUGGCCCGCACCUACCACGCGCAGGCUCGCCACCUGACCCUCGACCCCGCCAGCAAGCCCCUCGCCCUGUCCCACGCGGGAGGACCGGCUUCCUCGGCCCUGACCUUACCUCAGCGGACCCUGGCCGUGCCCGGCCCCGCCCCGCCCGCCGCCGCCCCCGCCGCCUCCUCCGCGGAGCCCUCCGCGCAGCCCCCCGCCCCCGAGCCCCCGCGCGGGGGCGGCCCGCACCCCAAGGUGGGCGGCUCCAGAGACUCGCUGCUGGAGAUGAGCACCCCGGGGGGCGGCCGGGCUUAUUCCAAGUCCUACACGCUGGUGUAGCGCCCCGC